Messenger RNA from Heterotrigona itama, 4511 nucleotides. The record is from the annotation of a GenBank genome assembly. NCBI's taxonomy places the organism in Eukaryota, Metazoa, Arthropoda, Insecta, Hymenoptera, Apidae.
AUGGUAUCCCUUCGAGAAUAUUCCCAGGAGCCGGUGAAACUCCUCGCCGUACAGGGUCGUAUUAAUAGUGUAAAUAACUAAUUUCAGAGAACGCGCCCGCUUGUACUUUCAUCGUAAUAACCAUGUCUCGUUUCGUAGUUACGGGAAACGUUCGACGCGGUUCUAUCAUUUGUAAUCAGUCAGCGUAUCGCCUUUGGCUACUUAGCAAGGGAAAGUAUAUCGGAUUAGCGACGCGUUUGUAUACGCAGUUAAUAGUUCAUAACGUAAUUUUCCUCUCUUUCUUUUCUUUUCUUUUUUUUUUUCUUUUCUUUUUUACUAAUCCAAUUGAAUUUCAAAUUCUACAAAAAAAUGUUCUAACGAGAUACGUUUCGUAUGGCCUAAUGAGAUCGUAUCGUGCUCCAUCGUUCAAUUUACUCAGCACUUAGCACGAAGACCAUAAUAUAAAUAAAUUUCAUUUCAGCCGCGUACGUCGACUAUGUCCGAGUUUCUUUUUGUUCGAGGAAUAUUAAGAAGUCCCCCGCGCUUCAAGAGAGUCACCGAAUUCUCGAGGUGAAACGCGUGCGCCGCUGAAUUUAAAACCUAAAUUUUCUCUCCUUCUUUCUCUCUAUGGCCAUGUGAAACAAGCGACAAGAAUUUUCUGUUCUAUUCGCACAAUUUAAACGCGAGAAACAUCCUAUACGUUCGAUACGUGUUGGUAACUCGGCCUCGCCAUAUCGGGAACACGAUCGCAGCUGGGAAUCGCUUAUCAGGAUAGCAGUAACUGUCCAUUCCGCGACGCUAGAAUACCAAUCGAUUGGCCUUUUAAGGUCUUACAGGAUGCUUCUUCUCGUUUAUUAAUCAGGUCACUCGGUUAACCACGUGCGACGAAUGUUUCCACAAAUGCGUUCCACAUUUACACACAGAUACUUCUCAUUUGGUUCCCCUUGUUUCCACGCAUUCCGAUAGAGAUUCCUAUUUCCAGAUUGUCGUGAUAAUAGCGCUCCUCGUCGUUGCGACCUUUGCCAAAGAUGAGUCCUCGAAAAGCCGUGAUAAGAGACAACAGGUUGCAUUCUAUCCGAGGAGAGGAGCCAGACCACCACCCUACGCGGUCCAAAUGGAACCAAUCGUUCAGUAUUCUCAGAGAGAUCCGCUUUACAAUCCUUUGGCGAGCUCCAAGAGCGACGAUUUCUACGAGGAGGGCCCGCUGAAUUAUUACCCGACGGAACCGGAACCGAUCAUCGAAAUUAUCAUCAAGGAAUCCAAUGAAUCGUUGCCGACACCGGUACCUCCGCCACCUCCGCCGCCUCAGAGGCCUACGAAAGAACCUGUACAAGUGUUUUAUGUGAAAUAUGAGAAAAAGAAAGGCUACGGAGAUAAGUCUCGAGUCGUUUACGAUCCACCGGUGCCUGCGCUAACACCCGUCGAGGAACAUGAAGAGAUCAAGCCAGAUAACCCAGCGCCUUACCCGGAAGAACCUGUUCACACGGCGACACCAGCACCGCCAGAGCCUUCUACGACUUUGAGAGCUAUCAUUCGACCCGACAGUGAAGUGUACCAUUCUGGUUCUAGUGGUAUUCGCGUCACGUUUGGCACCGAACAAGUGCCACCGAACAAUCACAACAAACGUAGCGAUUUGGAAGCACCGCCGACCCAACAGCAGACCAAACCAACUUCCAUUCCGCCAGGAUCUCCCAAACGACAACACGGUUUACCGGAUGUACAACAACGAGCGCCAUUCAAUACUUUUGGCACACCUCAUCGUAUAAGCAUCAACCAUCCACAGCAGCCAGGAUUUCCACCUACGUUAUCGAUUUCUCAUCAAAAUGUACAGAUACAGAAUCAACCUUUGCCACUGAAUCAGGGCAGUCCUUUCAACGUGGAGCAACAACCGCAGCAACCGCCUUUGUCCCCAUAUCACGAGCAACGUCGUCAACAAGAACUGAAUCAGGGCAGCCCUUUCAACGUCGAACAACAACCGCAGCAAACGCCUUUGUCUCCGUACAAGCAACAGGAAUUAGAGAAACAAAGAUAUCACGAGCAACGUCGUCAACAGGAACUAUUGAAGCAACGUGAACAUCAAAGACAGCACGAGCAGCAAAGGCUUCAGGAACAUCAACGAUUCUUAGAGCAACAGAGGAUAUUGGAUCAGCAGAGGCAGCAGGAACAACAGAGACAACAAGAUCAUCAGAGAUUGCAGGAACAACAGAGGAUACAAGAACACCAGAGGAUACAGGACCAACAAAGGUUCCAGGAACAGCAAAGAUUACAAGAGCAGCAGAGAUUACACGAACAACGUCGAAGGAAGCAAGAACAGGAACAGAAAUUGUUACAGGAGCAGCAGUAUCGUUCUCAAUUGAAAUACAAUCAAGCACCAGCGGUACAAAAUAUACCUCAACUAUCAAUUUUGCCUCAGAUUCAAAAGCCAGGGGGAGAAAUUUUCAAAGCUGUACCGAAGCUCGAGCAGCAUUACGCAAUUCGAGAAAAUCCGCUUCACCCUGGCCCUUUCCCGGCUAACCCAGCGAUCCAGCCAACUGGAUUCCCAGAAACGCCACAGAGUCAAUACGUUUCCGUUCAACCGCCGAAUUCGUCGCCAGAUAUCCUAAGAAGUCCACCGAGUGAAUUCAUAAACGAUCAGCAACAACAUGUGAACACGAAGCAGCAAAUAAUUCAGAGCCAGCAGGAAGGAUUUUUCUCGCAAAAUCAUCAACAAUCGCAACAACAGCAAAGAUAUCCGGCGUCUCCUCAACGACCUUCGAUCUGGGGACGUCCGUCAUUCUCCGGAAAUAACGCGAGUCCCUCUCUAAAGAUUUACGCGACUCCGGUCAGUCCUGUCGAAGAUUUCAAUUCAAUCUCAACCGUCAGACCGUUCGUUUCAAGUACAACAACUACUACUACCACGACAACUACAACGACCACUACCACCGAAGCACCAAUAACAACUCUCUCUCCGAAGAAAGAGGCUAAGAUUAGAGAAAAUAUCGCAAAUCUUCCGGACGAGGUGCCGGAUGAUAUCAGGGAGCAACUACUUAGUUCCGGUAUUUUAGGUAACGCCGACAUACAGAUACUGGAUUACGACAAAAUCGGUGACAUACCGAUAGAGAAACUACCGCCGGAGGCCCUGGCGAAUUUCUACGGUGCCGGAGGCGGUUCCGCGGUAGCUGCCAGCGAACCGGUCCCGUCGGUCGUCAAGAAACCGAAAACGGCAGGGAGCGCAUCUUCCUCGACCUCCUCCUCCUCCUCCUCCUCCUCCUCCUCUUCCACUUCGUCGUCAGUUUUGGCGAAGAAGGCGACUACUGGUAGCACGACUAAGUUCGAACAGGCUACUUUGCGGCCAGGUGGCGUGGAGAUGAAAGUAGUACGCUUCGAUCCGAAUACGGAGCAAGGCCAGGCGCUAGCGGAUCAGCACAUACGCGACGAUGCUACCAGGCUGAAUCCUGUAACUGUCGGAGCGAAAGACCAGUCCCAAUACAAUCGUUAUUUACCGCUCAAAGUGAGUGGUGCAUCCUUCCCUAUUCCGGACGUGGCGCAACUUAAUGGUCGGAAGAUCUCCAGCGUGGUUGUAUUGGCGCCCGUCGACUAUAACUUUCAAGAAGAAAAAGAGAUUGAGUCGAGGCAAGGUAGGAGGGUCAGCGAUGUACAAGCAGUCAAGUUUCUCGCCGGCGAUACUCUGAAACAAUUGGUGAAAAAGCCGACCGCGGAGAACUAUAAGAAGUGGUUGGAACAGGAAAGCCGGACAGAGCCACAGAAGCAGUCGGUGGUUCUGUUGGUAACCAUGCCGAAAGACGCGAACCAAGGCGAGAAAGAAAUCUUCAUGUACGACGUGACCUCGCAAACUGUGAGCAAAUUGGCUGGCGAUUUAUCCACAGCGUUUGUAGACGCUGCUGAAAGUAACUCCGACAAUACCGACUCCUUCACCGAUUCGACUUUUUCAUCGACUUUUUAAAUGCUACACGUGAAUGAAUAGUAUGGCAUAUCACGAUAGAAAUUUACGUAAAAAAACAAGACUUAGCGUGCCAAGUCCGGAAGUAACACGCGAAAAUCUUCUGUCAUCACACAUAUCUUAAGAUUACAACGGAACCGGUGUAAAGUUUAAGAAAGGUAAAGGACAUAAAAGUAUAAGUAUCUUUAUAGAUACUUUAAUUAUGUAUUAUUAUGUAUAUACUGAUUUUAUACUUUUUUAUACAAAAUAAACGCUAUAUUUUUUUUUACAUGUAAAACAUCCGCUUCCUUUCAAUCAAUUUUAUCGUAAGCUCGAAUAUACGCCGUGCUAGUUUAAAUUUCGUUUCAACUUGCAGCGAUAAUUACGAAGUUGUAGUUUCACUCGAUUCACUUCAAAUUAAUUAGUACAUUUAUAGAUGUUAGUCAGUACUUUAAUGAAAUUACACGAGUACAAUUUAAUUUUAUCGCUGUUAAUGAAGUUGUAUGGCAUUCAUCCUUGUAAAUCUAAUUUACAUGCCGUUAUAAUUAAUUACAUUUUUUUUUUUUUUUUAUAUAGUGACGCCAACAAUAGUUGCUUGAAUAAAAAUAAUUAG